Messenger RNA from Funneliformis mosseae, 266 nucleotides. NCBI's taxonomy places the organism in Eukaryota, Fungi, Glomeromycota, Glomeromycetes, Glomerales, Glomeraceae. The record is from the annotation of a GenBank genome assembly.
GAGAUUGUUAUUUAGGAUUAGCAAAAAUUAGUGCAGCAAUUAAAAAAUUACCAUUACAACAAUAUUCAUCAUUUAAACAAGAUUGCUUUGAUAUUAUUAAUAGUCGAUUAGAAGAGUAUGAUGAUGAUCUUUAUAUAUUAUCAUAUUUUUUAUUACCACAAUUUAGAGGUGCAGGUUUUAAAAAUGGACAAUUUAUCCGCAUUGUAAAGGUUGCAGUAGAAAUUUGGAAACAAAUGGGAAAAUCUUUAUUAUCUGCUAAUAUUCUU